Messenger RNA from Umbelopsis ramanniana AG, 700 nucleotides. RefSeq lists its product as uncharacterized. The record is from RefSeq and is a predicted model, not a curated record. The transcript has 2 exons. Lineage: Eukaryota; Fungi; Mucoromycota; Umbelopsidomycetes; Umbelopsidales; Umbelopsidaceae. Bases 118 to 405 code for a protein of 95 amino acids.
CUGUCCGAUAUGUCGCUUGAAAGAUGUUUGAUUCAACGCUAAGGUUGAGCCUUCGGAAUGCCGUGUUACUAAACCCUUACCAAAUGUGGUGUUUCUCCACUUGCUUCCACUAGAGGGAUGGUACUGUACAACAUUCCUGGAACAGCAUUCUGGUCAAACCAACACGUCCAUAAAAAAAAAUUGAGACGUACGCGUAAACCAAUUCGUCCUAUUUAUUUCAGUAUCAUCGUCCUCUUUUUCGUAUCAGAGCACUUCGAGGGGACAUUGUUCUUGAAACUCUUAGUCAGAGUCAACCAGCGACGCUGCAGUAACCAUAUUUCAGAUUCCUCAAAUCCCUGCACUCGAUGUUUCAGCAACAUCAAGUUAAGUUUGCUGUUUUCGCGGUGCUUUCAUCUCGCUUGUUAGUUAAAGCACGUGGUAAACGUGGACUCCAUGAGAACGCCAACGCCCAUGGUGUUCGAUCGAGCAUGAAUGUGUCACCUUACUCGUUAUGACCGCUGACCGCUUGUCAAUCUUUUCCUGUUCCACUAUUUUCAGUUCUACGUUUAUGCCGUAACUUAGCAUGAACUGGUUUUGAGUACCUGCAGAGAACCCCUAGGGAAAAGCGCACGUUUUGCAGACUUGUGUCAUCCCGCCAACCACGAGGUAAAAAUGAAGUUUCGGAUGUUUCAGAUCCCUUCCAGCGAAAUGUGGCGCCGGU